UCUUGAACCCAGAAAUAAAUCCUUACUAUUAUCUAAAUAAAACAGCCCCUUUUUGCACUUCGAUUGCUGCAAAAAUCCUUGUACAAAAACUAUUGUUUUGUCGCUUUCCAAAGGACGGUUCAGUGGUUGAUCUUGCUAGUGCAAAAAGACAUGAGAAUACAGUUUGGGACAUUACUAGCAGAUAUCGGAUUCAUCAAUCUUCCAGCAGAUUAUCAGGUUAAGGGAAAAAAGAAAGAGAAUCUUGAUGGUUGGUUUUCUGAUAACUCAAAACCAUUCAACUUUUAUUCAAAUCAUUCGGCAGUUGUGAAGGCAAUACUAUGUGCGGGUUUGUAUCCUAAUGUGGCUGCCACAGAGCAAGGCAUUGCGGGAGCAGCUCUUGGAAGAGUUAAACUAACCAAUAGUUCUGAAUCAAAGAGUUAUCCAGUUUGGUAUGAUGGAAGACGAGAGGUUCACAUACACCCUUCUUCAAUCAACAGUAGCUUAAAAGCAUGUCAGCACUCAUUCCUUGUCUUCCUUGAAAAGGUUGAAACUAACAAGGUAUUUCUGCGGGAUACAACCAUUAUCUCACCCUUCUGUAUUCUGCUGUUUGGCGGCUCCAUCAACAUCCAGCAUCAGACUGGAUUGGUCAUGAUAGAUCAAUGGCUAAAGCUGACAGCUCCAGCUCAGACUGCAGUCUUAUUUAAGGAACUCCGAUCAGCUCUUCAUUCUCUGCUGAAGGAUUUGAUUAGAAAGCCAGAGCUAUUUUCCUAUAGCACAAUUCGCUCGAGCCUUCUCAUUAUGCUGAUGGAUUUUGCGGCGGUUGGGCGCUAUCCCACUAAUAGAAAUGCAUCUUUAGAGUUCAUCACCCAUAUUUCUUUCCUUAACUGGGUUUUCACCUGAAUUUGCAUGGUUUUCUUUGUUCCACAGAAUGCGACAAUUGUCAAUAAUGAGGUCGUGAGGUC
Molecule: messenger RNA, 941 nt
Organism: Rubroshorea leprosula
Lineage: Eukaryota; Viridiplantae; Streptophyta; Magnoliopsida; Malvales; Dipterocarpaceae
Source: the annotation of a GenBank genome assembly